Messenger RNA from Thalassophryne amazonica, 2649 nucleotides. It is a transcript of the gene ugdh, whose product is annotated as UDP-glucose 6-dehydrogenase. NCBI's taxonomy places the organism in Eukaryota, Metazoa, Chordata, Actinopteri, Batrachoidiformes, Batrachoididae. The record is from RefSeq and is a predicted model, not a curated record. Gene Ontology annotation, biological process: glycosaminoglycan biosynthetic process. The transcript has 12 exons. Gene Ontology annotation, molecular function: NAD binding; UDP-glucose 6-dehydrogenase activity. Gene Ontology annotation, cellular component: nucleus; cytosol. Bases 116 to 1600 code for a protein of 494 amino acids.
AAUCUCAUUGGCUGCCCAUCUUCUCUCUUGUGGACGCUGUUGAGGAAAAAGUUGUGAAACACUGAAGUCUGGAUGCUGUGAGGUUUGUCGGUCUCUGCUUUGUCUUCGUUCAAAGAUGUUUCAGAUAAAGAAGAUCUGUUGUAUUGGUGCUGGAUAUGUGGGAGGACCAACUUGUAGUGUGAUUGCCCAAAUGUGUCCAGAGAUCACUGUAACAGUUGUAGAUGUCAACGAGUCCAGAAUCAAAGCCUGGAACUCAGACACUCUCCCUAUAUACGAGCCGGGUCUCAAAGAAGUGGUCGAAUCAUGUAGAGGAAGAAAUUUGGUUUUCUCUACAGACAUCGACUCAGCCAUCAGGGACGCUGACCUCGUCUUUAUUUCUGUGAACACGCCAACCAAGACCUAUGGAAUGGGGAAGGGUCGUGCUGCUGACCUCAAGUUCAUUGAGGCGUGUGCUCGGCGGAUUGUAGAGGUGUCUGAUGGGUACAAGAUAGUUACAGAAAAGAGUACAGUCCCAGUUCGAGCCGCUGAGAGCAUUAGGCGGAUAUUUGACGCCAACACAAAACCCAGCCUCAACCUUCAAGUCUUAUCCAACCCAGAGUUCCUUGCAGAAGGAACAGCGGUGCGGGACUUGAAGGACCCAGACCGUGUAUUGAUUGGUGGAGAUGAGACAGCUGAAGGUCAAAAGGCAAUCAAAGCACUUUGUGCUGUCUAUGAACACUGGGUCCCCAAAUCGCGAAUUAUCACCACAAACACAUGGUCAUCUGAGCUUUCUAAACUGGCAGCCAAUGCAUUCCUGGCACAGCGCAUCAGCAGCAUCAACAGUAUCAGUGCUCUGUGUGAGGCCACCGGAGCCGAUGUAGAGGAGGUAGCUAAGGCCAUUGGCAUGGACCAGAGAAUCGGCAGCAAGUUUCUCAAAGCCAGUGUAGGUUUUGGUGGAAGCUGUUUUCAGAAGGAUGUGCUGAAUCUGGUCUACCUGUGUGAAGCACUCAACCUGCCAGAGGUGGCCUCCUACUGGCAGCAGGUGAUUGACAUGAACGAUUAUCAAAGGCGGCGUUUUGCCUGCAGGAUCAUCGAUUGCCUCUUUAACACCGUGACUGGCAAAAAGAUUGCACUGCUAGGCUUCUCCUUCAAAAAAGACACAGGGGACACCCGGGAGUCGUCCAGCAUCUACAUUUCCAAAUAUCUGAUGGACGAGGGGGCCAAACUGUACAUCUAUGACCCCAAAGUUCUCAAGGAACAAAUCAUUCAUGACCUCUCUCAGCCCAGCAUCUCAGAGGAUAACCCAGAAAGAGUUUCUGAGCUGGUGACUGUGACCGCAGACCCGUACGAGGCCUGUCAGAGCGCCCAUGCGUUAGUCAUCUGCACUGAGUGGGACAUGUUUAAGGAACUGGAUUAUGAAAAGAUUUACAAGAAGAUGCUGAAGCCGGCAUUCAUAUUUGAUGGUCGCAGAGUGUUGGACCACCUCCACCCUGAUCUCCAGAAUAUCGGCUUCCAGAUUGAGACCAUUGGCAAGAAGGUGACAUCAGCACGAAUACCCUACACUCCAGCAGCUGCGUGUCCUCGAGUCAUUGAACCUCCCAACAAGAAGGCCAAAGUCUAAAACUCACUUCACACCCACACUAGGGUGCAUCAUUUUCCCCCUUAGUCAUAGGUUUCUAUGUCCCUACUUUAAAAAUGUUCAAUUCCAGAAAAUAAGAAUAGUGAAUUUUGAGGUUCUUUGGUUAAUGUUUAGGGGGACCACAGUGAAGUUAUAAUAGUCUGCAAAUUUAAGGUUGCAAUUUUCCUGAUUGGUGCCAUAUAUGAUCCUCAGAUAAAAUAAAGACAGUGUAGUCUGACUGUUAAAAAAAUCUUCAGGGCAGUUUUACUUACCAACGACUAUCAGGUUCAUACCGCAUGUCAUUCUGUUACAGAAAUUAGCACAUGGAAUUUGAAGAGGAAACCUCUCUCUGCCUUCUGUUGUGUUAAGAGACAAUAUAAACAAAAAUGUAUCUUAAUUAUUUGAAAUUGGAAAUUGUGAAUUUUUUUUAAUGGUUUUUGAAGAAUUUCAAAGCCUUAAUGAUCCCUUUAAAUAUAUUUUGAUUUUGCUGAACUUUGUGCUGUAGUGUAACAAAAUAAACCUAGGGACAAGGUGAUUUUUCAAAACUUUGAAAAAAGGGGGAAAAUGAUGCACACACACGUUCCUCUUUUGACCCGUUACACUGCUGGUCAAACAUUUCAAUAAGGUCCUGUCUGUACGAUUGGAACACACCAAGUGAUAAACUUGACACACAGUGUGUUUAAUUGCUGCUUCACAAAAAGCUGGAAUGCAAGAUAAAAGUUUACCCUUCAUUCAAAAAAAAAAAAAAAAUGCUUGAAAAGAUCCAUGAAUGUAUUCUGCUGUUAAAGUCAUCCGGAGAAGCGUUUCUUGGAUAGAGAUGUGGAUUAUCACAUUUUCUGAGCAGCAUUAAUGAAGCAAUCAUUUCAAAUCCAGCUGUACGUGCACCAUCUCUUCAUAGGCAUUUCAAAAGGAAAAAUUUUCUUACAGUGGUUAAUAUGUAAUCAAGUACUUAAAUUGAAUUUUUAUACUAUUUUUAUACAUCAUUUUACUGUAUAUUCAUCAGGUUGUUCUGUCUAUGUAAAGGGGCCAAUGCAAUAAACCAUGACAUCUGA